AUGAAGCCGAAACCAAUAUUCCACCCAACACCCCCAGAUAUUGUUCAUGAGAAACCCACUCAAAAUGAAUGGAAGAACAAAUCCUCAUUCAAGGAUAUGUUAACUGCCUCUAGCCAAAUGCCUUUCACCCCAAAUCUGGACCAGGCUGACAUGGACCUAACAACAACCUCCCUAGAAGAGGAAGAGUUCGAGCAUGCAUCAAACUUCAAUGAAAGAGGCAUUAAAAGAAUAUCUCUAACCGAAGAAGAUAGACAACGAAUUUAUGAGCCAUGGAAAUGCUCUAUCAUAAUUAAGCUGGUGGGGAAACGCAUGCUACGCCAUUAUUUAAAGAAAAAGAUCCAAGAAUUAUGGAAGCCAACGAAAGAAUUCUCAUUAAUUGAUCUUGGAGAGGAUUACUAUAUAAUAAAAUGCAAAAAAAAAAAAGAGGAAAAUACGGGUAAAGCUAUCCAUCAAGGACCAUGGUUCAUCAAUGGCCACUUUCUAUCCAUUUCGAGAUGGAAACCAAAUUUUGUGGCUACAAAUGAAAAGUUAGCUACCUCGACAGUAUGGAUUAGGCUCCCUCAAUUGCCAACGGAAUUUUAUGAUGAUUCGGACACACAUAAAACAAGCAAGGAUAUUAAACAUCCAACAAAGGAACAACAACCUACUACAGCAAUGGAAGAUCCAGAAGCAGAAUGA
Molecule: messenger RNA, 678 nt
Organism: Nicotiana attenuata
Lineage: Eukaryota; Viridiplantae; Streptophyta; Magnoliopsida; Solanales; Solanaceae
Exons: 2
Coding region: 1-678 (225 amino acids)
Source: RefSeq, a predicted model, not a curated record